UUUCUUUAUGAUUUUAAUAGGAUAAAAGUGAAUAUUAUACACAAAAUUGCAAGUGCUUAAUGACGUUGAUGUUCUGCAAAAUAUGACCUCAGCAUUGGAAGACCCGAGUUUGGAGCGACAUUUUAAAGGACACAGAGAUGCAGUGACAUGUGUAGAUUUCAAUCCCAACAUGAAGCAACUAGUUAGUGGUUCAAUGGAUUCAUCAUUAAUGGUGUUCCACUUUAAACCACACAUGAGAGCCUACAGAUUUGUUGGACAUAAGGAUGCUAUAACGUCUGCUUCAUUUUCUCCAUCUGGACAUUUGAUUGCAUCAGGAUCCAGGGAUAAAACAAUUAGGCUGUGGGUACCAAGCGUUAAAGGAGAAAGUACUGUAUUUAAAGGACACACAUCAACAAUCCGAAGUGUUGACUUCUCAAGAGAUGGACUUUCCCUUUUGACAUCAUCUGAUGAUAAAACAAUAAAGUUAUGGACUGUUCACAGGCAAAAGUUUCAAUUCUCACUGACUGGUCAUAUGAAUUGGGUACGCUGUGCAAGGUUUUCGCCUGAUGGUCGACUCAUAGUUUCAGCCAGUGAUGAUAAAACGAUCAAACUAUGGGAUCGAACGUCAAAAGAAUGCACACAUACAUUUUAUGAGUAUGGAGGAUUUGUCAACCAUGUUGAUUUUCAUCCAAGUGGGACAUGUAUUGCUGCUGGUGGAAGUGAUAAUACUGUCAAGGUUUGGGAUAUCCGAAUGAAUAAACUGUUGCAGCACUAUCAAGUGCAUGGUGGAGCUGUAAAUUCUUUAUCGUUUCAUCCCAGCGGUAAUUACCUGGUAACUGCAUCAGCUGAUACCACGCUGAAGAUUUUAGAUUUGAUGGAAGGACGGUUGUUUUACACUCUUCAUGGACAUCAGAGUGCUGCAACUUGUGUGAAGUUCUCACGAAAUGGAGAAUUUUUUGCGUCUGGUAGUGCUGAUGAGCAGGUUAUGGUUUGGAAGACAAACUUUGAUUCAAUCGACUACACCGAAGUUCUUCGUUCACACAAGAAGAAAGUAGCGUCCCCAUCAGCUUCACAUGUGCAUGACCCACCACCAAGAACCCCACCCAAAUCAUCACCAACAAGGACGCGAGAUAUAAAUGCAUUUACUCAGCCGUCUGAUAUGGACUCUAAAGAUACUGACGUGAUGAAUGUUGGACCAGCACUUUUCUCCAUUCCACAGCCACAUGGAAGAGACUAUUCUAAUUUAAUAAGUGUUGAUGCUGAAGAACCCGUAAUUGCUCAUCCCACCACAACACCUCUUGAACGACGUGAUAUUCCACCACAAUUAGCAGAAACUUUAGAGCACAUAGUUGGCCAACUAGAUGUUAUAACGCAGACUGUUUCCAUAUUGGAGCAACGACUGACAAUGUGCGAAAACAAGCUGAGGGAAUGCUUAGAUAACCAACAGAAAGUUUCUCUACAAAUUAAGCCUAGCUAGCAGAAGGUCCCUUUCCAAAUAAACCAAUCUAGCGGCUGUUCGACUUGGUAGAAUAAAUAUAUAUUUUUAUUUGAAGCGUCAGUUUUGUGAGUGCAUUUGUUUAUCAAUUGUCGUAUGUGUGACGUAAACACUUGCUGUUGUACGAAGUAUGCAAAGUAUUGAAAAAUGUUUAAUAUUUUUAACAUCUUACUUUUUGAACAACACCAGGAGUGAAAAAAGCUUAGGAAACGAGCAGGUAGUUCUUUUCAUUUUCGACAUGCCAUUAAAAUAUAAGUGUUGCAAAGUGUUAUAAAAUAUUUUAUCAGAAUGUCAACAAUUAAAAUCAGGCUGGGAUAUACUCAACUUUAGAAUAUUUGAACGUCAAUAAAUCUUGUUAUUAUCUAUAAUGCUCAAACAUGCACUGAUUUUACAAGAUAUAUUUCACUCAAUGUAUGUCUCGCUACAUAAGAAAUUUAUCAAGGCUAUGCUUGUAAUAUGCUUAAAAAAAUCUCAAAUCUGAGCCUGAAUAUGCUAAAUGUCUUCAUAGGAAAAAAUAUAUUUAUAGUGAAGAUUUUCUUGAUAAAACAGAAAAGUAAAUUUAAGCCUACGAAUGCUUAUAAAUGUCAUGCUUAAGAAAAGCAUGUAGUUGCUUCGUUUUUUCUAAGCUUAAUUUACUGAUAAACAUUGUGUGUGUUCGCCCAAUGUCAACAUGCUUGGACGGUUAGACAAUACCAACAUUUAAGCUCACCACUUUACAUCAAUGUUGCUAAGUCGUUAAAAAGAGAACUUCUUUGGGUUUAGAGACAGCGUUCGUGAACAGUUCAUUCAUAUCUGUUAUAUUAUGGUGUUUAAUUUGAUCGCAAUUUAAAUAUUAUAUUAUUAUUAUCGAAAGUGUUGUUUGAGCAAAAUUAACCUUUCCUUAAUUUUGCUUUUGCGAUGGUGCUCAAAAAAGAGUGAUGCAUUACAGAAGAAUUGUAGUGCUUGAUGAAACUAAAAAAGAUAUAUACAGAACUCUUAUUUUAACCUCGUUUCUAUGUUUUUAUAUACCCGGGUAAAAAAGAGACAUACCCAUGGGAACAGGGUUGUGAAAGUUCCAUGAAACAGCAUUCCAAGGGAAAAUGAAGGAAAGGCUUUUCGUAGCUCAGUUUUCAUUGUAUAUAUUUUUAACACAUCGGAAUAUUUAAAUUUAUUUGA
Hydractinia symbiolongicarpus is the source of this 2629-nucleotide messenger RNA. RefSeq names its product POC1 centriolar protein homolog A-like. Gene Ontology annotation, molecular function: protein binding. The coding region runs from base 83 to 1456 and encodes 457 amino acids. The record is from RefSeq and is a predicted model, not a curated record. The transcript has 17 exons. NCBI's taxonomy places the organism in Eukaryota, Metazoa, Cnidaria, Hydrozoa, Anthoathecata, Hydractiniidae.